Racocetra persica is the source of this 867-nucleotide messenger RNA. NCBI's taxonomy places the organism in Eukaryota, Fungi, Glomeromycota, Glomeromycetes, Diversisporales, Gigasporaceae. The record is from the annotation of a GenBank genome assembly.
GGGAGGAUGUGGUAGAAAUUAGUUGUCAUGGCAAUUUAUUCGUGGUCCAACAAAUAUUACAAUUGAUUCUCGAAAAUGGGGCAGAAUUAGCCGAAAAAGGCGAAUUUACUAAACAAGCCUUUUUUAAUGGCAAACUGAAUUUGGUCCAGGCCCAAGCCAUUAAUGAUUUAAUUCGUGCCCCUAGCCUUCAAGGAGCCAAGUUGGCCCUCCACAAUUUAAGCCCCGAAAGUCAAAAAGAAUUGAAAAUAAUUGAAAAUGAAUUAUUAGACAUUAUCGCUACCAUCAAAGUAAAUAUUGAUUACCCCGAAUAUGACGGGGCGGAGUAUUUGACCGGUCAACAAGUUUUGCCGCGGAUAAAUAAAUUAGUUGAAAAAUUACAAAUUAUCCAAAAAACCGGGCAAAAAACCCGGGUCUACCAGGAAGGAUUAAAAGUGGCUAUCGUAGGAAAGCCUAACGUGGGCAAAUCCACCCUUUUGAAUGCUCUGCUCCAAGAGGAAAAAGCCAUCGUUUCUCCGUUGGCAGGAACCACUCGAGAUAUAAUUGAGGCUCGUUAUAACCUGAAUGGAAUCCCUCUAAUUUUACUGGAUACUGCCGGCAUUCGCGAAACUGCCGACCUAGUGGAAAAAAUUGGAGUUGAACGCACUUGGCAAGCCCUCGGUCAAGCCGAAAUCAUUCUUUUUUUGAUUUGCCGAAUUAGUGCCAAAAAUCAGCAAUUAGCCGAAUUAGAAGCCAAAAUUAAUCAAUCAUUUGCUAAUGAUUUAUCCGUAAUUAAUGAACUAAAAAAAGGAACUUAUUUAGACGCUUUGUGUGGAGAUUUAGAAAUCGGUUAUAAAUUAGUCCAAGAAUUAAGUGGCAAAGAAUAUGAAG